CUCCUUGGCCUGGGACUGGAUCUCAGGGUGACAGGACAGUUUAAGCAUAACAACCCUCCAUGGAUCUGCCUUAUUACCAUGGCUGCCUGACCAAGCGAGAGUGUGAAGCUCUGCUCCUCAAGGGAGGGGUGGAUGGCAACUUUCUGAUAAGAGACAGCGAGUCUGUGCCAGGAGCCUUGUGCCUCUGUGUCUCGUUUAAAAAGCUUGUCUACAGCUACCGAAUCUUCAGAGAGAAAUAUGGAUAUUACAGGAUAGAGACUGAUGCUCAUAGUCCAAGAACGAUCUUUCCAAACCUACAGGAAUUAGUCUCCAAAUAUGGAAAACCAGAUCAAGGAUUGGUGGUUCACCUUUCAAACCCAAUAAUGAGAAACAACCUAUGCCAAAGAGGGAGAAGAAUGGAGUUACAGCUGAAUGUUUAUGAGAAUGCUGAUGAGGAGUAUGUGGACGUCUUGCCUUGAAGACAAGGACAUUGGACAAAGCAAGCUAGAGAAGAGAUGGCUCUGCUCUCAGCUGCCACACCUGCAAGUGUGAAUCUAAAAUGCCAAUUUCUACUGAGCCACUGAGACCCUCUGAUUCGGAUAGCAAGAUCUGUUCUGCAGCCUUGGAGGAGUCAUUUCUCAGACGCCUGCCUCCUGGCACAUUCCUCAAGAGGCUCCAAAGCCACUUCUUACUUCUUACUCCCCUAUCUUGAAAUUGGACAGCCAUAACCCAAUCUCCUGUCUGGUUAGAGGCAGCUCCCCUCCUUCCUUCAUGGUUGACAACUUCCAACAGAACAAUGGGAAGUGAAGUGGAAAGAGUACUUCAUAAAGCAGAAAGAAUACUCAAUAGUGACUUCAGAGUUCCCAUCCUGUGAUUCUAUGACUUUGGAGAAAUCACCCCCUCAUUCUCAGCUUCUUCAUCUAUUAAACAAUUGGUUGAUACACAUUACCUGGACUCUCUAUUGAGCCAGGUGGAGCAGGGGUUUGAGCAGCAAGAUCAGGAUCUAAGGAUACUGAAGGAGCAAACAUGUCCUUCCCACCUGUGAGGUCGUGGUCUGAUGGGGGCUGUGACCCAACUUGAAACUGUAGGUUUUUUUCACCUGAGCUCUAGUUCCUGAAUAAUAAAUACUCCUUGACUUGUUACUUAUGAAUUUAUGCCUAAACUUUGAGCUAGAAUUCUUACAUAGAUUGUAACUUACUGAACCCAUUUAUACCAUUCUGUACUGUUGCAUGCCUGCUUACCUCUCCUCAGUGUCAUACCUUUGACUUCCACCCAGACUUGGUCGUAGCAAAUCUUUCCUUGCCUAAUUAUUUCCCAGAGUUCCUCUCUUCUUUCUCUGACAGAUUUCCUUCCUUCAAAUCCUGCCUUAACUUAUUUGCCAUCAGGUAUUUAUUGACAGGUGAUACUUCCACAGAAUACACAAGAGAUUAUUCCGACUCUACCUAUUCUCCCUUUCCCUUCAAUGUGGCCUCGUCUUCUGCCUCUUCUUUCUAAGGUUUACCUUCUGUCCAACAUUUAUUCCUCUGGCCACAUUUUCCCCUAAUUUUUCCAAAUUCCACAGACGCAGCCAUCACUUUGCUAGCUCUGCCUUCUGGUAAAUGUGAUUAAAAUAUUUUUUUAUCAAGUUUUUUGCUUAGCUCACCAAGAAUUGGGUGUCACUCCAGCCCUUAUAUACCUAUAAAUCAUUACACUCUGGGGGUUUUGUUUGCUUGCUUGUUGUUUCUCUUUUUGUUGUUGUAUGGUUUGUUUGUUGUUGUUGGUUUUUUUUUUUUUUUUUUUUUUUUGAGACAGAAUCUCAGUCUAGCCCAAGCUAGCCUUAAACUGGAGGCAAUCGUCCUGCCUCAGGCCCCUAAGUGCAGGACUUACAGGCACAAGUGACCACAUGUGCCUAACCCUUUUUUCUUUUUUGACCUUCCCUUGACCUGCAUUUUUCCCAUCUUGCUGGCACCCUCUUGUGCCCAGAGAGACCCUCUUCUGCCUACAUCCCCUGCCUUGUCUGUUCCCCCUUCCCCGUUUGAUCCCUUCCUCCUGACUCAUAGUCCACUUUCUAAGAUCUGAUGUCCUCCAUAUGAAUGUAUUUGCACAUAUUAAUUCAAAUCUAGAUUUUGCAUAUAAGAAAACUGUGGUUUGUCCUGAAUCUGACAAAUGUCACUUAACAGGGUGAUCUCCAUGCCUGUCCAUCGUUCUGUGUGAAUGCUAUACAUAUGUGUACCAAUGUGUGACUACUUAAAGAUGUACUCAUAUGGUUGGUUCUAUUCCUGCCUAGGUUCUAAGAGCCAUCAGAGCAUGGCUGUGCCCAGCUUAUGGAAAUAGAUGAUGUACCGAAAUAUACCCUCCCUGAACGGAGGAAUUAAGGACUGAAAACAUUUUUCUGAAGGACUGGCUGAGUUCACUUUAAGGCCCCUGGAAUUUUUUGGCUAGUUCAAAAUGUUAAACUAAAGGCUGAAUAGACAUGUAACUCAAUGGACAAGAAUUUGCUUAGCAUGUGCAAAGGCCCCGGGGUUCAAUCAUGAGCAUAUGUAAAAUAAAUAGAGAAAGUUAAUUAAGGCCUGGUUAGAAC
Messenger RNA from Mus caroli (Ryukyu mouse), 2539 nucleotides. RefSeq names its product SH2 domain-containing protein 1B. Gene Ontology annotation, biological process: positive regulation of B cell differentiation; regulation of immune response; negative regulation of neutrophil differentiation. The record is from RefSeq and is a predicted model, not a curated record. NCBI's taxonomy places the organism in Eukaryota, Metazoa, Chordata, Mammalia, Rodentia, Muridae. Gene Ontology annotation, cellular component: cytosol.